CACCGGAUAGAGAGCGAGGGGCUGGGGUUAGAAAUAGAGGAAGGUGUUGCACUGAGUGUGGAGUGAAGCAGACUGAUUGAAAAUUAACCAGAAACGAUAAGAAACCUGGGAUUUUAAAUAUUAUAUUUUGUGUACUUUUGAACCCUGAACAGGGACUGUUUUUUGUCUUAACGUAGGGGCAAGGUGAAAACGCUUCACAUUUCGCACUAUACCAUUAGCGAGAGACUGCGUUGGUGGUUAUUUGUGUAAAUAUUAUAUUUAACGAUGGGAAUAAAAUCGGGAAUUCUUCAGUUAUGCGGAUAUUUGCAAGACCCUUACAAAGUGGCCAAGUUUCAAGAGCUCUGCGGAGUGAAAGCGUCGUUUAAUUGGAAAGGAGAGAAGGUGAAGGAAAAGGAGCCUGGGCUGGGCGUCCACAGUGGAAAUUGCAAUAAUCACUCUAUUAAUAAAAACGAGAAGGGGGGAGAAGAGAAUAAAGAUCAAUCCAAUUGCCCCAGGCAAAGAAAAACCGCCACGUCGGGGAAUAAUGUGAAACAAGGAGGCUGUAAAAACGGCCUCGUCGCCGGGACAAUUGUGGCUGGAGCCGGUGAUUUUAACAAGCAAGAUGAAAGCGGCUGUGGCAGUACUAUGCAGAGCUCUGACGGUUUCGAGAAUGACAAUAUAUCCUACUCCGGAACAAGUACGACUACUAGUGCUACUAGCUGUUGUAGCUUUGAUGAUAACAUUACAAGCUGUGAUAUACGAGCCGAGAAGAGAAAAAAACCCCUCCGCAAGAAUUCGUUAACCGGAGAGGCCGGACAGGAAUUCGUCAUUGGAAAUAGGGCUCUGUACUACAUGUUCACCUUCGGGACCGAACUUGGUAACGAGCUCUUUUACAUCACCUUUUUCCCUUUCUUCAUCUGGAACAUCGACGCUUACGUGAGCAGGAGGCUGAUUGUCAUUUGGGUCUGGGUCAUGUACCUGGGACAGUGUACCAAAGACGUCAUCAGGUGGUCGAGGCCCGCCUCGCCCCCGGUUGUCAAAGUGGAGAUGCUCUAUAACUCGGAGUACAGCAUGCCAUCCACUCACGCCAUGUCCGGCACUGCUAUCCCAUUCUCGCUCUUCCUGCUAACCUAUGGAAGAUGGGAGUACCCCUUCAUGUUCGGACUGCUUCUUGCUUUGUGCUGGUGUUCUCUGGUUUGUACAAGCCGCAUCUACAUGGGAAUGCACUCCAUUCUGGAUGUCAUUGCUGGAUUCCUGUACAGCAUGCUCAUAUUAGUAGUCUUCCAACCAGCACUGGAAAUCAUAGACAACUUCAACCUGACCUGUGCUUACGCUCCCCUCAUUAUCAUCAGCCUGCACCUGGCCAUGGGGCUCUUUUCCUUCACCUUGGACACAUGGAGCACAUCACGGGGAGACACUGCAGAGAUCCUGGGCACAGGAGCUGGCGUUGCCUGCGCCUCCCACCUCAACUACGCGCUGGGACUGAUGCCGGACCCUCCCCUGAUGCUGCUGCCGUUCUCCCCCCCGGCCCUCACUGCCGGACUGGUGGGGAAGUCAGUCCUGCGUUUCUUGCUGGGCAUCCUCAUCCUGCUCAUCAUCAGGGCUGUCAUGAAGGCACUGACCAUCCCCCUGGCAUGCAAAAUCUUCUGCAUCCCCUGCCAGGAUGUCCGGAAGGCCCGCCAGCGCAUGGAGGUGGAGCUGCCGUACCGCUACAUCACCUACGGCACAGUGGGCUUCAGCGCCCUCUUUCUGGUUCCUUGCAUCUUCAGCUACCUACAUUUGUCUUGAUACUGAUCAAAGCCACUUCUCCCCCUCCUCUAACCUGCUUACCCCCUCUACCACGCCCAAGAACAGGUUCCCCGAAUAACUGAAACCACUAGCACUAAGACCUGCUUGUUUAAUGUUCAAGUUGCUUUUUGUUUUGCUUUUAUUUUUGUUUUGUAAUAAGUUUUUCACCCUAGAGAACAUUUGUUUGGUUGAACUUACUUUUGUUGCUGGAAACCUGUGUGUUGAAACCAGUUAUCAGAAAUAACUCCACACCUUCAGAUGCUGUCAGCUGACUCAUUUGUGCCUUUAGUUAGCAACGCAAGCAACUUAACAGCAUUUUCCCAGGAUUGUAAGUCCUACGUUAUAAGGAUUUUGGUUCUCAAAGAACGAGCAAGAUGGAGUGCUGUGCAUUUUACGAAAGAGGAUGGUACGAAACAUGUAACCAUAUAAUGGUUAACACACAUGCCCAAAUGUUACUGCUACAAAAUCUUAUGAAAAAAAAAAACUUUUUUGCAAAAUGUUUAGCAUGUUAUCAAAGAUAACAGGAAGCCGUUGAAACGAAAUAUGACUUGUGUAGGUAGCAUCUAAUAAAGAAUUAUUAGAUAUUCUUGUCUAAGAACUAAGUAUGGAAAACUUGAGAGAGAGACUGGUAAUCUACCCUGUGAAUCAAACAUCUGUUGUACUGUUUUAACAAUCAAACCCACUGAAUACACCGUUUCAUUAUUUAUGGUCCAAAGCAGACUCAUUUUAAUUUCAAAUAAACGUAUUCAGUAUUUAACUGACCUAUAUGAAUUAUAAUUGGCUGAAAGACAGCUGUUUAAUAAAGACGGUCAAUCUUUGCAUUUUCAACGGCCCUUUAUUUUUUUCCUAAUAUCACUCAUUUUCUCAAAUCAUGUUCAUGUCCAAUAGUCACAGUGGACACUCUUUGAAAAGGAAAGUACAUUCAGCUUAUUGGAAAAAUCUGAACUCUUUCUGGAAAAGAGAUGAAAACGCAUUUGAAAAAAAACGCAAAAACAGCGUCAAGUAACAGAUUUUCACAAAGUACGUGAGAGAGGGAGAAUUGCAAAUACAGAAACUUGCCAAAGCAUUUUGUUUUGUUGUGGACUUUCUUUAGUAAUAAACAAAGCUGUUCAGUGUGUCUAGAAGGAAGGCAGGUCCCUAACACUGAAAGAUGCACCUCCAGCUUUCCUGCUUACCCAUCACUGAUCAUAACAUUGGUAUCCGGGCCAGGCAUUCGACAGUUUCCUGUCUGUACAGAGCAUGGCCCAGGCUACAGACAGUGGCAUCCUGUGAUUAGCACGCAGUGUAGUGAGAGAUGUGUAGAACCUCUCCGGGUUGGAAAAACAGCGCUGUCAUGUCGGAAUCCAGAACAGAGGUCUAUAAUCUAUCUAUUCCAUCUAAAGAAAGGCUAGCCCAGGGCCCUUUCCUGUACAUUUGCAUGUUUUCACUUUGUGUCCACAAUUGUCAACCUAGUCCUACAAAACAAAAAGGUUAAAAUAUUGAGAAUAAUUGACUGGAUAGUAAAAUCCCCCCCACCCCCCCUCACUUGGUAACAGAUGGCGAUGAAGAGCUUGUUGUCAAAGUCUUAUUGUUUUCAAUAAAGUAGUUCUGGUCUCUUUCCCAAAUGACCAUCAGAUUCGCUGCUUUGAUACGGUACAUGGCUAUGUUCUGAUUAGAAUAAAAAUGAUAUUGUUUAUAAUAUGUAUGAAAUACAAAGGCACUGUUAUUUGUACUAAGAAUGUAUUUCUGAGAUCAGAAUGAAAAAUGUUAACCACUAAUUCCAUGACUUCAUGUAUUUAUAUUCCACAUUUUCUCCACUGUAAAGCUCGUAUGUGCAUGUGCUGUGCCCUUUCCCCAGGUGACUGUCUGCUGAUCCUAUAGCCUAACUGAGAAAAACUGUUUUACCAAACAAGUAAAGAUACAAUAGGUUUUUAACUGUUUGUAUAUCUCCAGUUGUGUAUGUUUGUUCCAGUAAUCCAGAUGUCAGUAAGAUAUACCAACUUAAUUGUGCUGAAAUUGUAACUAGUACUGUCAAAAUGAGCGUGUGUAAUCUGUGUCUUGGAUCAGCCACACUUGAGGCAGUUCAAUAGCAUGUGAUACAAGCGGUAACCUGAAGAUUGAGCACUCUUGCACUCAAACAUCACCAGCAGUAGAGAAUCCUGCAAAAAUAUGUCCUGGUAUUUCAAAUAGCUGAAGGCUUUCUGUUCCUAAUAUUUGGAAGAAUUAGCACCUUAUUAAUAAGCCUACUUCAGAUGCUUAACAUAUCACCAGAAAGAUAUAAAGCUGUCUAACAGUACAAUGCUGUGGUACUAUAUGUCCCUAUUGCCAGAGCAAGCAUGCAACAAUAUUCAUAAAAGUAAUUGCGCUUUUUUCAACAACAAAAAAUAUAGCAAUAUCCGAACAUAUGAGUUCCCAUUGAGACCACAGAGUUGUACCCGGUCCCAUAGCACAUUAGUGAUAGCAACAGUAGUACGAUAUAGACCCAGAAUAUCAAGUGGGUACAAGUACGGUUAUGAAAUUAAACUCAUUAUCUCGAUCAUGGCUGGGCUUAAAAUUACAUUUAUAGCCAUAGCAGUGUUCUUUACUUCCUUUGCGUAGUGGAGAUAUGUCUUAAUUUUUGGUCUACAGUAUUUGGUAGAAAUGUUAGUGUUUCUGUGACUUAAACUCCCAUGAGGUUGAAGGUGCUGUGAAACUUUGGUAUUAUGAUUUUAUUCGUUUUUGGAAGAUUCUUUGUUGGUUUUCUAGUUUUUGCCUCGUUGUACAUAACAUUCCCAGUUAAUAUGUGCAUUGACUGGCUUCUUAAAUACAGAAAUUGGGUCCAAAUGGAUCAAAUAAUAAGCACUGCUUUUUGAAAUAAUAUGUUGACCAAAUAGAGGGAAUCAAGCCCAUAGUUUUAAGAAGGUUAGGUCAGCUCUGUUCUUAUAGAAAUCCUAGUGCCUUUACUGUGAGAUGGUUCUUGUUUGUGUAGAAGCAUUGCAACCUGGUGUAUAUUUGCCAAUGCUUGUGAGAGUGGGCUCCAUUACAGCUAUGUGAUUAUCUGUAGAAUGUGUUGAAUAACAAAACGUAAAAAUGUAUGGGGUGUUAUGAAUAACAUUAUUAUUUUUUGUUUCAAACCAAAUGUCUCUUAUCAUAUCAAAAUCCUAUGUCAUUAAACGGUCCUCUUUUCCACAUUUGUUUCCAAAGCACUAAUAUAAAAAAGUACUAUAUGUUCAUCAUCUUGAUGUAUUUUUUUAUCUGCAUUUUUGUUGUUCAUGUUAGAUAAAAGUAUGUCGUGAAUCAUCAUUAACUUUUAGCCUGCUUAAUAAAAUUUGCACAAAGAGCCCUUCAUAUUUUGGGGACAAACUCUGAAUAUUG
Polyodon spathula (Mississippi paddlefish) is the source of this 5100-nucleotide messenger RNA. Its product is annotated as sphingosine-1-phosphate phosphatase 1-like. NCBI's taxonomy places the organism in Eukaryota, Metazoa, Chordata, Actinopteri, Acipenseriformes, Polyodontidae. Gene Ontology annotation, molecular function: sphingosine-1-phosphate phosphatase activity. The transcript is spliced from 3 exons. Gene Ontology annotation, cellular component: endoplasmic reticulum membrane. The record is from RefSeq and is a predicted model, not a curated record. Gene Ontology annotation, biological process: phospholipid dephosphorylation; sphingosine metabolic process. The coding region runs from base 265 to 1767 and encodes 500 amino acids.